This is a messenger RNA of Anopheles aquasalis, 688 nucleotides long. RefSeq names its product phosphatidylinositol glycan anchor biosynthesis class P (gene PIG-P). Gene Ontology annotation, biological process: GPI anchor biosynthetic process. The record is from RefSeq and is a predicted model, not a curated record. NCBI's taxonomy places the organism in Eukaryota, Metazoa, Arthropoda, Insecta, Diptera, Culicidae. Gene Ontology annotation, cellular component: endoplasmic reticulum.
AUGCCGGAACAUACGCCCGCACCAACUCCGGGCCGUGCCAUCUACGGGUUCGCCUUGUUUUUGCUCUUCAAAACACUCUUCGCCAUGUACGUGGUCUGGGCAUUUGUGCCCACGGCGGUGUUCGAUCGGCUGGGGCUUACGUAUCUACCGGACAAAUAUUUUGCCCUCUUCCUACCGAUACUAGCACUGGUGGCCAUCACAUUGUUUGCCUUUCUAGUGUAUCCCUCGCUGGCGCUUGCAAUGACCCCGGAUGUCGAUGAUCGAGCGACAGUCACCGAUGCGUACACGAUCGUACGAUGUCAGUAUCAGUUCCCGGAUGGUGGCGCCUGUAGUCAGCGGGUGGACGAUCCGUAUAGUCAAGGAUGGAAUGCUAAGAGGCAUUGUGAGAAGCACGCGACGCGCAUGAACGAACAACAACCACGGACAGUGCGUGUGGCCAACUUUUGUGACUGUCCUUACGAGGCGAUGUGUUUGCUGCGGAAAGAUCCCGAUUACCUACCGACGCUACGAAGGAAGGACCCCAUCCCGGCCGUUAGUGAUCUAAGCCUUGCCAAAGUGAGCCGUGCUCUGUAUCGGAGAUAUUGAAAAGGACCCAAACCGAAGGACGGAGAGUACACUGUAUUCAGAGGAUUUAUUCUGUUUCAACGUGAAAGAUACAACUAGCGAAGAUAAAACCAAAUCUAAACCA